CUAAAAGUAACGUGCGCGCGUCCGUACGUCCCAUUACUCCCUUCUUCAAGUGUCCUAAUGGUCCUCCGUCUACCGGCGACAAUGAUUUGCCUGUUCUUGUCUAUAUUUUCUUACUUAUUUCAGCCAGGCUGGACCGGUGUAAAUGAACGCACCUUCAUUGCUGUAAAACCAGAUGGCGUGCAGCGGAAGCUGGUGGGAGAAAUCGUGCGUCGCUUUGAAAAGAGAGGUUUCAAACUGGUGGGCCUCAAACUUGUGCAGGCAUCCGAGGAUCUUCUGAGGGAACACUACUGGGAACUGAGGAGUAAGCCUUUCUUUCAGGGAUUGAUAAGCUACAUGAGCUCUGGACCAAUCGUAGCAAUGGUGUGGGAGGGUUUGGACGUGGUCAAGACCGCACGCAAGAUGUUGGGAGAGACCAAUCCUGCGGACUCGCUGCCUGGAACCAUCCGAGGAGAUUACUGUGUAGAAGUGGGCAGGAACGUGAUCCACGGCAGUGACUCUGUGGAGAGCGCCCAGAAGGAAAUCUCUCUGUGGUUUCGACAGAACGAGCUUCACUGCUGGGAGGACAACAGCAGCCACUGGAUCUACAACUGACCGUUUACAUGUGCUGUGUGUACUCCUGUAGGUAAACCAGUGUCUGUUUAUAUUGGUAUCCUUACAAGAUGGAUCACAUCAUACCUCAGAUACAUAUUUUUUGGCUUUAUUAGCUUGUAGUCACAUGGGAUGUCCUUUUUUUUCAAAACAUUUAUUUUGUAUUUAUCUGAACUACAUUUCUGAGGUGAAAUGACAUUACAAAGCAAACAUGGACUAACCGAGCAAUACUCAUUAACAUGACGUGUCUGCUUCUGUUACAGUUUUCAUUGUCGUCUUCCCGUUAGUCCAGACACUAGCUGGUGUUUACAGUUUUUAAGCAAUAAGCUUGGAAUGUGGAGCAAUAAAAGGUUUAGAUUCAUGUUUAUCGGGGGUUAACGCAUCAGGGAAUGGUAAGUGAAUAGCUGCAUUUAAAUCCACCCUAAAGGUUGAUUUCUAAAAUAUACAUGUUUCUCCUGUAAUAGUACUUGCAUUGAAAACCCAUUAACAUGGGCGCAAUUAACUAACACAAUUAUUGCCUUUCAAACAUGUUUUUCAGUUUCCUGUACCUUUUUUUUAAAUUCUGUAAGGGUGUAAAACAGAUUGUCACAUUACUUACGGAAAGUUUCAAAAAUAAGACCCAUAACAGCUUUCAAUGAGCUUAUUUUAUAAUUUGUCAGGCUUAGUUUCCAAAUUUAAAGAUACUGCACUGAAAUAAGUACGCUAAUAUAUUUAGUUCUAUAAAGCUUUUAAUUUCUCCAAUAGCUGUUUUUGUCCCAAGAUGCUGUAUGAAUUGUAUUGGAAUUGUCUUAAAACAAAUAAAAUAAAUCUUAUCAGGAAAUCAUUUUAAAAAA
Molecule: messenger RNA, 1421 nt
Organism: Perca fluviatilis (European perch)
Lineage: Eukaryota; Metazoa; Chordata; Actinopteri; Perciformes; Percidae
Gene: nme3
Product: NME/NM23 nucleoside diphosphate kinase 3
Exons: 5
Coding region: 58-591 (177 amino acids)
Biological process (GO): UTP biosynthetic process; CTP biosynthetic process; GTP biosynthetic process
Molecular function (GO): nucleoside diphosphate kinase activity
Source: RefSeq, a predicted model, not a curated record